Molecule: messenger RNA, 1212 nt
Organism: Plasmodium falciparum 3D7
Lineage: Eukaryota; Apicomplexa; Aconoidasida; Haemosporida; Plasmodiidae
Product: putative transcription elongation factor s-II
Biological process (GO): DNA-templated transcription
Cellular component (GO): nucleus
Molecular function (GO): zinc ion binding; nucleic acid binding
Source: RefSeq, a predicted model, not a curated record
AUGAGUGAAAUCGAAAAUAAAAAUGUGGAAAAAAUUCAAAACAUUCAAGAAUUAUUAAAGGAUAAAGAACUAUUACUAUCAAGUAUGGAGGAGGAACAAAAUAUAGAUGAAGAUAUUAUAAAGGAGGUGAUAACAAAUUUAAAUUUAUUAAAAGAUGUUGAAAUAAAUAAAGAUAUUUUAAGAAUAACAAAAAUUGGUAUAACUGUUAAUAAGCUUACCAAAAUAAAUAAUGAACUUGUGCAAAAUCUAUCAAAGGAUCUUGUUGAAAAGUGGAAGAAUAUUGCUAAGAUGGAAAAAUUGUCUUCUCUCAAAAAUUAUGAAAUGAUGAAAAAAAGGAAAUCGGAAAAAAUAGAAAUGGCAAAUGAUAAGAUAAAUAAUGAUAAUAAUAAUGAUAAUAAUAAUGAUAAUAAUAAUGAUAAUAAUAAUAAUGAUAAUAAUAAUAAUAAUAAUAAUAAUAAUAAUAAUAGUGACAACAAUUUUAGUAGUAAUAAUAAUAAUUUGUGUGAAGGAGAAGUAGAGUUUAAAAAAGCUAGAUUGAAUGAAAAUGGUUUACAUAAAUGUAGCUCAUCAGAAAGUAGUAAUGUACCUGAUUAUAAUAUAAUAAAAGAUAAUUUUAAUAAAAUAAAAAAAAACGAUAUAAAAAUAGUGAAUGAAUGGAACUAUGAUGGAAAAUUUCAUAACGAUAUGCAUAGAGAUAAAGCUAAACAAUUUUUAUUUAAAGCUUUUGUUGUUGGUUCUUCUGAUAAUUUAUUAUAUUUUAUUGAAAAAAAAAAAUUGAAUGAUAUAAUUUAUAAUAUCGAAUGUGAACUAUAUAAAGUAUAUAUGGAAAAAAGAAGCUCACAAAAAGAAUAUAAUAUGCAAUUAAAAUCUAUAAAAUUUAAUUUAAGUGAUAAAAAAAAUCCAAAUUUUAAUGAAAAAGUUUAUUCAGAAUUUAUUUCUUCUAAAGCCUUAGCUACUAUGAACUCUCAAGAUAUGGCUAGUGAUGAAAAAAAAAACGAAAGAAAAAAAUGCUUACAAGAAAGUUUAUUAGCUUGUCAAUCUGAUUGGGAUGUAAAAAAUAUACUCUUAAAAAAAUCGAGAAAAGGAGAAUUCCAAUGUUUUAAAUGUAAGGGUUAUGAUACUAUUUAUCAUCAAUUACAAACAAGAAGUAGUGACGAACCUAUGACAACCUUUGUUACAUGUUUGAAGUGUAAUAAUAGAUGGAAAUUUUAA